This is a messenger RNA of Chara braunii, 1463 nucleotides long. NCBI's taxonomy places the organism in Eukaryota, Viridiplantae, Streptophyta, Charophyceae, Charales, Characeae. The record is from the annotation of a GenBank genome assembly.
AGGGCAAACAAGAAGGGGCCACGUCCCAAAGUCGAAAAAGCUCCGCGCGGGAGACGGGUCGGAAGGCGAGAUGGGGGGUGAUGGGGGAGAGGAGGGGACGCCUAUGGACAUCACUUCUGCAGGGACGCUUGCGCUCGGGUUCGGGCGAGACGGUGUGAGCGGGCAGCGUAUGCUUGCGCUCACCAACCUUGGCGUCCUCACGUCCACACGCGGUGGCGGUGGCGGGACGGCUCGUGCGCAAGGAGUUCUGUCCGGUGACAUUCCGCCGCAGAGGGUCGUGGGUUCUGCAUCUACCAUCGCAUCCGUGUCUGAGCACGGCGAUAAAGCUCCGGUCGGUGAGUCUCCAUCGCGCCACGUGGAGGCGUCGAACCCGACGAUCGUCGGCGCUUCGUCGAGGGCUGUGCUUCAAUCUGCGCAAGCAGCGAGCGCCGCUGGCCAUGCCGCCGCCCUCGGUAGUGGAGAAAGGCGAGAAGAUCGGAGGGUGGAAGAGGCGGGGAGAAAACAUGAGAGGAGGGAGGACAGUCCGCUUGGGGAAGAAGAGGACGACCAGCCUCUGAGCGCGAGGAAGAAAAGGUCCCGCCAAGAGGAGGAGUUGGAGGCGAAAUCGAAGCUGUGGGUAGACGGCGAAGCGUUCUGGGCAACCGGCCCCAGACGGAUUAUCGCGGACGCGGUGCAUUCCUGUGCGGACUACUUCUGCGCGAUCGUCAAUGGAGAUGCAGGCACCGGCGCUCCGCAAGGCCUCAUGAUGCCGCCCCCCGAAGUCCCGCGCAGCUUGGAGUGGUCGAGGAUAGUGCCGCCCGCCGUAGUUUACCACACGGUCGCUUUGAAGAUGGACAUCCCAGUGUGGUUCGCCGGGGCGUAUAUAGAGAACAGGACGGAGGACGAUGACAUGGCCGCGCACCAGGAGGCGACUGUGAUGCAUCCUGCGUCAUUCUUCCACGACACGCUCCGGGACAGGCAGUGGUGGGACGGCGGUAGAUUGUCACACCAGAGACUGAGCAGAAUCGGGGAUGCUUUCCGCCUGCUUCUCGCCGCGUGCAUGUGGGUCAUGCGCAUGGGAGGCGACGAUGCACGCUCCUACGAGGAGGCGUCUUACUACGCGCAGCUGGUGGCGAAGCCUACUCUCGUGGCGGCGUGUUCAUCGUCCUUCAACUGGCGCCGCCAUGUGAUGCACUCGGCGAACGUGGUCUUGAGUCGCCUGCGGAAGCCACCGUUGACGCUGGGCACUUUCCCUGACUACAUCCCGGAGUGGGCUUCAUGCGGAUUGCGGUACAACUGCAACGCUGGUCACGUCGCGGCGAGAGUGGACUGGAUGGGGACGGGACCUUUUGAAGGCGAUCAGAAGGAGGACGGUACAAAAGACGAAACGGGAGCGUAAGAGUCCCCGAUAUGGUCGUCUUGCAUGACAAGGAAGAAGGUAUCGCCCGCGGAGUGAAGCGGUUCGUCAUUAAGGUUUGGACAUG